This is a messenger RNA of Macrobrachium nipponense, 3179 nucleotides long. RefSeq names its product angiotensin-converting enzyme-like. Bases 31 to 2187 code for a protein of 718 amino acids. The record is from RefSeq and is a predicted model, not a curated record. Gene Ontology annotation, molecular function: metallopeptidase activity; peptidyl-dipeptidase activity. The transcript is spliced from 14 exons. Gene Ontology annotation, cellular component: plasma membrane. Lineage: Eukaryota; Metazoa; Arthropoda; Malacostraca; Decapoda; Palaemonidae. Gene Ontology annotation, biological process: proteolysis.
GGACGCCGAGCAGCGGCAGUGCUGUCAAGGAUGCUGGCGGGUGUUUCAGUGCAACCACGGAAGGAGGUGUUCUCCUCUAUGGGAGGGUCUCUGCUGCUGCGGCUGACGACGAAGACAAUGAUUCUCUCGACGAUGUUCUUGGUUGUGUGUUGCCAGUUCAGUGCCACAAAAGCUGCCAUCUUUUCCGAAAAAGGCAUCGAGGGAACCAACGCCAACGAAGUAGAGGCCAUCAACUUCCUUCGCCAGUACGACGGGGAGGCGAGUACCAUGUGCAACAGGUUCAUGGAGGCCAGCUGGAACUUCAACACCAAUGUCACCGAUGUCAACAGACGAAAGCCCUUGAGGCGUCAGCUGGAGUGGACUCAGUUCCACCGCUUGAAGUGGAAUGAGGCGACCACUUUUGCCUGGAAGAAUUUCACCACCCCCACCGUCAGGAGGAUGUUUUCUUUCCUCACCGUGCUGGGGAGGGCAGCUUUGCCCGAGGAGGAGCUCAGGGAGCUCACGACGUUGAUCGAGGAGAUGAAGACGACUUAUUCAACUGCCAAGAUCUGUCGAUACGACGCAACGCGAAAUAGAUUACCAGAUGGAGAGUAUGACUAUUACUCAGAUUUAGAAAUAGAUGGCGACAACGAAAUCUUGUGCACCCCAACACUCAGCCUGGAACCACAUCUUACGCAAAUUAUGUCAACUUCGCGAAAUCCGGAUGAACUUCGUUACGUGUGGAGAGCUUGGAGAGAUGUCGCUGGCAAACCUUUACGAAAUAAAUAUAUUCGCUUCGUAGAACUAACCAACAAAGCUGCUCUGCUGAAUGGUUUUGAUGAUGCUGGCGAGUACUGGAGGAGCGACUAUGAAACCGAUAAUUUCGCCGAGGACCUGGACGCACUAUGGACAACACUGCGUCCUCUUUAUCAGCAACUCCACGCCUACGUCAGGAGCAAGCUGAGGGCGGUUUAUGGCGAGGAGAACGUUCCAGUUCGAGGGCCUAUUCCCGCUCAUCUUCUGGGAAACAUGUGGGCACAGACCUGGACGCACGUGUUGGACAUAACCAUUCCCUACAGAGGGCUCCCUACGGUGGAUGUCUCAGACACCUUGCGACGACUAGGCUACCAGCCCGUAACCAUGUUCCGUCUUGCCGAAGAGUUUUUCACUUCUCUCGGGUUGGACAGCAUGCCCACCACCUUCUGGCAAAGGUCUCUGUUCGUCAAACCCAAUGACAGGGAAGUCGUGUGUCACGCAUCUGCUUGGGACUUUUGCAACGGCAUCGAUUACAGGAUCAAACAAUGUGCUCAAGUGACUAUGGAAGACCUCAUAACAGCGCACCAUGAGAUGGGUCAUAUACAAUACGACAUUCAGUACCGGAACCAACCAUUUGUAUUCAGAGACGGGGCCAAUCCAGGCUUCCACGAGGCCGUCGGGGAUGUCCUCGCCCUCUCCGCCUCUACGCCUCGUCACCUGCAGACAGUUGGCCUGCUGGCCAACGUCGACGACUCUUAUGAGACAGACAUCAACUUCUUAUUCAACAUGGCCCUCGACAAAAUAGCCUUUUUACCCUUCGGCUAUUUGGUUGAUAAGUGGCGGUGGGAACUCUUCAGUGGAGAGAUUUCAACUUCGGAAAUGAACAGCCGUUGGUGGGAGCUCCGUAAUUCGCUACAAGGGGUUUCAUCCCCUGUUCCCAGAGACGAGGAAGACUUUGACCCAGGGGCGAAGUUCCACGUUCCAGCGAAUGUCCCUUACGUCAGGUACUUCGUAAGCUUCAUCGUGCAGUUCCAGUUCCACUCGGAGUUAUGCAAAGCAGCUGGCCACACCGGGCCACUUCACCACUGCGAUAUAUAUCGUUCCAGGGAAGCUGGAAGGCUUCUUAAAAAUGUCUUGUCUCUGGGAAAAUCUCGACCGUGGACAGACGCUUUGUCCGUUUUGACGAACGGCAGGACAAGGAAGCUGGACGCAGGUCCCAUCUUGGAAUAUUUCGGCCCUCUCCUGUCGUGGCUCGAGUCUCAAAAUAAAGGCGAAUUUAUUGGCUGGGAUGAGAAGGAGGCCAUCGUGGUGCAGCAGGUGGGGACGACCAACGCCUCUGUCGUCACUGGGGUCGUCCUCGGAUUCAUAGCUCUCAUCCUGCUGGUGAGCCUCAUCGUCUACGCCGUCACCCGGUGCAAGAGGACCGGGAAGUCCUUCAACGCCGCCACCUGAAGCGAUGCCGUGCCAAGGAAUGAGAUUGAAAUCAUUGAUGUCACACCAAAGAAUUCUUUUGAGAUCAUUGAGGAGGAUCUAGGGACUAUCUAGGCAUAGAAACCAUUUCUGUGCCUUGUUAUACUCUGAAUGCCUUUGAGUCUGCGUGUGAAUGUGAAGGUAACUUUCUUUCAAGCUCAAUCCGGAAGCGUAAUAUUUAAGAGCAAAAAGAAAAUCACUUUUAAAUUUGAUUGAUGUAGUUGUAAUUCUUUUUUUAUUUAUCUUAGUUUAUCAUAGAUUAAGAAGCUGGGUCAUCACUAAUAAUACUUUAAAUGGAAUCCAAAAAUGCAUUUUUCUAAUUUUGGUUGAAUGUCUAUCUGUAAAAUUCUGCCAUCGAUCGUUUCUCAUUCGUCAUAAUCAUAAUCCAUUCCUUCGACGCAUCAUUGACUUCUUCAAUAGUUUACCACAGUCUUUAACAAAGUGAUUAAAUCUUCAUUUCUUUUUUAAAGCAAAGUGAUUUCCUAGAUAUUGGUUGUUUCAUCGGCACUGGAUCUAUCCAUGAUGUCAUCUCUGAUACUUGAACCACACUAUUGGAGCUUGAACUUUCUUGGCAUCUUUGCGUUUCCACCUCAUGCUUUGGUACUUUGCUACAAAUCCGUCUCAUCAGAUGAUUCGAGUAAAUGACGAACUUGGCGCCCCUGAAGACUCUCCCGAAGGUUUCCCCAUUCGUUUCUCGUGGAAUUGACUCCGGCUGUGAUGGUGCGUCUCUGAGGACAGCGCGUAGAGUAGCUGCACGAUUUGGCCCUUUCUGCUCUACUCAAAGAUUUUUAUUAUUCACAACAGAAUAUGUAUCUGCUGGUAGUGAUAAAGAUUAGAAAGGUUUUCAACAUGUAUUUAUGUGUUGCUGUCAUAAUCUAUCACUAAUUAGAUUUCAUUGAACAUAUGGAGAUACAUACACAAAAACACAACCACAAAUAUUAUAUAUAUACAUAUAUAUAUAUAUAUAUAUAUAU